CCGGGAUCCGGAUUGGCGGAGAGGCGGACGGAAGCGGCCACACCCUCCCCUGGCGCAUGCGCCGCUGCGUAGUCGUCACUUCCGGGUGGCGGCGGCUUCCGCCUCCCUACAGGCCUCGGAGCGGCCGCGCUGGGACCGCGCGGAUCCCCGGGACCCCCCCCGGGACCCCCCCGCGGCGCUCGGUGCGGCCCUCGGUGCGGCCCGGCAGCUCUCCCCGCCCCUGCCCGCCGCAGCGCGGGGGCCCGGCGGGGCCUGGCGCCGGGUGCUCGGGGGCCGCCCGGGCAUGCGGAGGCGGCGGCCGGCCGGCCCGCACUAUGUGGUACAUCAUGCAGAGCAUCCAGAGCAAGUACUCGCUGUCGGAGCGGCUCAUCCGCACCAUCGCCGCCAUCCGCUCCUUCCCGCGGGACAACGUGGAAGAUCUCAUCGGCAGGGGCGCGGACGUGAACUGCAUGCAUGGCACCCUGAAACCGCUGCACUGCGCCUGUAUGGUGGCUGAUGCCGACUGUGUCGAGCUGCUGCUGCAGAAGGGAGCAGAGGUCAAUGCCCUGGAUGGCUACAACCGAACGGCCCUUCACUACGCAGCCGAGAAGGAUGAAACCUGCGUGGAAAUCCUCCUGGAGUACGGGGCCAACCCCAACGCGCUGGAUGGCAACAAGGACACCCCGCUCCACUGGGCCGCCUUCAAGAACAACGCCGAGUGCGUGCGGUCGCUGCUGGAGAACGGUGCCUUGGUGAACGCCCGCGAUUACAACAACGACACGCCGCUCAGCUGGGCAGCCAUGAAGGGUAACCUGGAGAGCGUCAGCAUCCUGCUCGACUUCGGGGCGGAGGUCCGGGUGGUUAAUUUGAAAGGCCAAACUCCCAUCUCGCGGUUGGUGGCGUUGCUGGUUCGGGGAUUGGGUACGGAGCGUGAGGAUUCCUGCUUCGACCUUCUCCAUCGAGCUAUUGGACAUUUUGAGCUGAGAAAAAACGGCAGCAUGCCCUGGGAGGUGACCCGGGAUCAGCAGCUCUGUGAAAAGCUCACCCUGCUCUGCUCGGCCCCUGGUACCCUACAGACGCUGUCGCGUUAUGCCGUGCGCCGCAGCCUGGGUGUGCGGUUCCUGCCGGAGGCGGUGAAGCAGCUGCCCUUGCCCACCUGCCUGAAGGAGUAUGUGCUGCUCCUUAGCUAAGCGCCGGGGCUCUUCCAUGCCAGUGUGUGGCUCCCUUUGUCACCGCUUCCUCGUGGCAGCUCCGGAGACGAGGUUGACCGCUUGAUUUGGGACUUGUGGGUGCUGGAUUCCCCUCCCCAGUCACCAGCGUGGUUUUCAUCCUGCUCUGCUCUCCUGCCUGAGCUGGCGUGGGGCAGCAGGGAUCCACUGGUGCUGCUCACAGGUGGCUCCAUGUUGUCUCUGCCCAUGACGCCGGCUCAGCGGCUCCUCCCAUGUGCUUUCCCCUCAGUUUUGGCCUUGAGAUGAACAGUUCCCUCUAAUGGCAAAUUAUAUCCCAGCUGUUGGAUUGA
This is a messenger RNA of Falco peregrinus (peregrine falcon), 1498 nucleotides long. RefSeq names its product ankyrin repeat and SOCS box containing 8 (gene ASB8). Gene Ontology annotation, biological process: intracellular signal transduction. The transcript has 3 exons. NCBI's taxonomy places the organism in Eukaryota, Metazoa, Chordata, Aves, Falconiformes, Falconidae. Bases 57 to 1169 code for a protein of 370 amino acids. The record is from RefSeq and is a predicted model, not a curated record. Gene Ontology annotation, molecular function: protein binding.